CCUCUCUAAGUGCUGUGCAGUUCCUGUUCUACCCUUUCACAAUAUAAGAUCCAGCUUGAGCUCCAAGCAACAUAACAAAUAGCUGUUGCAAGGUUUCUCCACAACUGUCUUUUGCCAAUAUCGAUUGGCUGGCUGGCUGGCUGGCUGGCUGGCUGGGGCAUGAACGGAGGGACCAAUUCUGUCCCCUGCAGUCUGUUUCCAAGACCUCUUUGCAGGUCCCAGAGGAGAUCCAGUUCCCAAUUCAGCUCUCAGGACGCUCUGCCACCUCCCACCAUGGAGUUUGCUGAGCUGAUCAAGACCACCAAGGUGGAUGAUGUGGUUCUCUCAUGCCCAGGACUCCAGACCAUCCGGGGGACACUGGCCAUCACCAGCCAUCACUUACUGUUUUCAUCCCAGGCCGAAGGGAAUGGGGAACAGAGAAGAACUGAGCUGUGGCUUCUUAUUCGCAAUGUGGAUGCCAUUGAAAAAAGGUUGGCCAACCCAUCUGGCACCAUCACUCUCAAAUGCAAAGACCUGAAAAUUCUGCGGUUGGAAAUCCCGGGAAUGGAGGAGUGCCUGAACAUUGCCAACUCCAUUGAGGCCCUUUCUUCUCUGGAAUCGGUGAUGAUGACCUACCCCUUCUUCUACAGACCCCAAAACACAACGCUGGGCACUGGGUGGCUGACGCACAUUACUGAACAGUAUUACAAGCAGAUUGCAACUGACACGGGGGCCUGGAGGCUGAGUUCUAUCAAUGCAGACUUUGGGGUUUGUCCCAGUUAUCCUCCAUUUGUGAUCGUACCAGCGAGACUGGAUGAUGAAGCCCUUCAGAAGAGUGCUCGAUUUCGUCAGGGGAGGCGAUUCCCAGUUCUCAGCUACUACCACAAAAAAAAUGGAACGGCAAUGCUUCGCAGCAGCCAGCCCCUUGUGGGGCCCAACCGGAAACGCUGCCAUGAGGAUGAGCUGCUCUUGGCUGCUGUCCUGGAAGGUGGGGAACGGGGCUUCAUCCUGGACACCAGGUCGCUGCAGGCUGCAAAGCAGGCCCGGGUGAUGGGGGGAGGCCUGGAGCACCGAAGCUGCUACCCCGGCUGGAAGAGGCUGCACCGAGCGUUAGAGAGGGGUCGCUCCCUCCAGGAAAGCUUCAUCAAACUGGUAGAAGCCUGCAAUGACCUUUCUCCCCACAUGGACCGCUGGCUGAGCAGGCUGGAAGCCUCCAAGUGGUUGUCCCAUGUCAAGGAAGCCUUGAAUGCUGCCUGCCUGGCAGCCCAGUGCCUGGAAAGAGAGGAGGCUUGCGUCCUGGUGCAUGGAGCUGAAGGGAAAGAUGCUACCUUGUUGGUGACAGCUCUUGCCCAAGUCAUCCUGGAUCCAGCCUGCAGGACACUGGUCGGCUUCCAGGGACUGCUGGAGCGGGAAUGGAUACAGGCCGGGCACCCCUUCCAGCUCCGCUGUGCCCACUCUGCCUAUGCGCACACCCGGCUCAAGCAAGAGGCGCCCACCUUUCUCCUUUUCCUUGACUGUGUCUGGCAACUGGGGCGCCAGUUUCCCUUCUCCCUGGCAUUCAACGAGCAUCUCCUGCUGGCACUCUUUGAACAUUGCUACGCCUCUCCCUACAGCACGUUCUUGGGCAACAAUGAGAAAGAAAGGCGGUUGUGUGAAAUGAGGGAGAAGACCCACUGCCUCUGGCCCUGGAUAAACCACGUGGAGAAGUUCCUGAAUCCCCUCUACGUGUACAACCCCCUGGCCAUCUGGCCCUCCGUGGAGCCACAGAGCUUGGUGCUCUGGCAAGGCUUAUUUCUCCGCUGGGUCCAUUCAUCCCACCAUCUUGAUGAAGCAUGGGCAGAAAUUCGGCAAAUAGCAACAAGUAGCCAAACCUAUUCACCACAGUUGCACACUGCCACGCCCUCUUUUUAAAUGAAGAAGUCAAAUUGGCUGGUCACCCCAAAAGGGGAGACUUGAAAAAACAGAGGAAGAGUUGCUGACACAGAAGGACAGAAACAAACACUUCGUCUGUGGCACUGAAAAGACUGUGAACAUGUAGGUGUAUUUCCCAAGCCUUUUUUUUUUUACUGUUACAAAUAAAAUACAGCUCUUUAAAUCUAAGUUUUAGAUCAAGGAAAUGCAGAACACAAGAUAAAAUCUUCCUGGAAUGAGAAAGUCAUCUGGAUACUCACAUGUAGCACCCCAAUUUGGAGCCAAUAGCUAUGCUUGGACAAUAAAGCUGACAUGGCUAAGCAUUUUAAAUGUUAAAUAUUAGUUGAAGCCUAAUCUGUGCUGGAUGGGGAAUUCUGCAAGUUGAAGUCUACUUUACCUAAAGUUGUUAAGGUUGAAAAAUGCUGCUCUAACCCAAUAAACUGAUCCAAUAAUUUCACAAUAUCCUGUAAAUCCUGGAGGAUGUAGAACUUGGGCUUUACUUAGCAAAACCCCCAAUAUGGAAACCCCUGAUGAUGACACCGAAGCCAACGAAUCAUACACAUGAUGGAAACAGUAUUAAAAAUAGCAAUUACCUGUACCCAAUUAACACGUUCAUACAUAUUUCUUUUCAUGUUAUAAAGGAAGAAUUUAUUAUCUGCGUCUCACAUUAUAAAUAGGGCAACUGCAGCUGUUCCAAGAGUGUACAAGUAGAGAGAUUGUCCCACAGAGAAGCGGCCGCUGCAGCAGACCAUCCAUUUGGCCCUUAAGCAUCGCUCAGGA
Molecule: messenger RNA, 2670 nt
Organism: Pseudonaja textilis
Lineage: Eukaryota; Metazoa; Chordata; Lepidosauria; Squamata; Elapidae
Product: myotubularin-related protein 9-like
Biological process (GO): phosphatidylinositol dephosphorylation; negative regulation of autophagy
Cellular component (GO): cytoplasm
Molecular function (GO): protein phosphatase binding
Source: RefSeq, a predicted model, not a curated record